CAGCAUGCCUACAAAACAAGGUAGAGUCGAGUCUACAUAGGAGCAGCAGCAAGCCCUCCUGCUUCCUGGGCCUGGGUUCUAGAUACGAGAUAGAAAACACGCAGAGUUCUUCAGUGAUGAGCUCUUCCCACAUGUCCAAGGAGAGGCCCUUCCUUCAUCGCACAUGAACCUCCAGGAAGCUGAUCCACAGCUCACAAAUGCCUAUGAAUGAGAAAGAUCGACAGGUAAACUUUGCACCACUCUAUGGUUUUCGAGGUAUCUCAGUAACGAAGAAGACGCAUACAUCUCAAAUUGAAAUUAUUCCUUGCAAGAUCUGUGGAGACAAAUCAUCAGGAAUCCAUUAUGGUGUCAUUACAUGUGAAGGCUGCAAGGGCUUUUUCAGGAGAAGUCAGCAAAGCAAUGCCACCUACUCCUGUCCUCGUCAGAAGAACUGUUUGAUUGAUCGAACCAGUAGAAACCGCUGCCAACACUGUCGAUUGCAGAAAUGCCUUGCCGUAGGGAUGUCUCGAGAUGCUGUAAAAUUUGGCCGAAUGUCCAAAAAGCAGAGAGACAGCUUGUACGCAGAAGUGCAGAAACACCGGAUGCAGCAGCAGCAGCGAGACCACCAACAGCAGCCUGGAGAGGCUGAGCCGCUGACUCCAACCUACAACAUCUCGGCCAACGGGCUGACAGAGCUUCACGAGGACCUCAGCAACUACAUUGACGGGCACACCCCUGAGGGGAGCAAGGCAGACUCUGCUGUCAGCAGCUUCUACCUGGACAUACAGCCUUCCCCAGACCAGUCAGGUCUUGAUAUCAACGGAAUCAAGCCAGAACCAAUAUGUGACUACACACCAGCAUCAGGCUUCUUUCCCUACUGUUCUUUCACCAAUGGAGAGACUUCCCCAACUGUGUCCAUGGCGGAACUAGAACACCUUGCACAGAAUAUAUCUAAAUCACAUCUGGAAACUUGCCAAUACUUGAGAGAAGAGCUCCAGCAGAUAACGUGGCAGACUUUUCUGCAGGAGGAGAUAGAGAGCUACCAAAACAAGCAGCGGGAGGUGAUGUGGCAAUUGUGUGCCAUCAAAAUCACGGAGGCUAUACAGUAUGUGGUGGAGUUUGCCAAACGCAUUGAUGGAUUUAUGGAACUGUGUCAAAAUGAUCAAAUUGUGCUUCUCAAAGCAGGUUCUCUAGAGGUGGUGUUUAUCAGAAUGUGCCGUGCCUUCGACUCUCAGAACAACACCGUGUACUUUGAUGGGAAAUAUGCUAGCCCCGAUGUCUUCAAAUCCUUGGGUUGUGAAGACUUUAUUAGCUUUGUAUUUGAAUUUGGAAAGAGUUUAUGUUCUAUGCACCUGACCGAAGAUGAAAUUGCAUUAUUUUCUGCAUUUGUACUAAUGUCAGCAGAUCGCUCAUGGCUGCAGGAAAAGGUAAAGAUUGAAAAACUGCAACAGAAAAUUCAGUUAGCUCUUCAACAUGUCCUGCAGAAGAAUCACCGAGAAGAUGGAAUCCUAACAAAGUUAAUAUGCAAGGUGUCUACGUUAAGAGCCUUAUGUGGACGACAUACAGAAAAGCUAAUGGCAUUUAAAGCAAUAUACCCAGACAUUGUGCGACUUCAUUUUCCUCCAUUAUACAAGGAGUUGUUCACUUCAGAAUUUGAGCCAGCAAUGCAAAUCGAUGGGUAAAUGUAUCACCUAAGCACUUCUAGAAUGUCUGAAGUACAAACAUGAAAAACAACAACAACAACAAAUUAACCAAGACACUUUAUAUGGCCCUGCACAGACCUGGAGCGCCAACACACUGCACAUCUUUUGGUGAUCGGGGUCAGGCAAAGGAGGGGAAACAAUGAAAACAAAUAAAAGUUGAACUUGUUUUUCUCAUGCAUAUGAUUUCCAUUAUGCCUACAGAUAUGGACCCUUUUUCUGUCUCAACUUCUCAAUCAUUGACCUCUGUUUACAACUGAAGGAGGGUACUAAAGUCGGAGGAUUUCCUUUUCUUGUAGCUCACUGCCCACAGACUUUCUGCAGAGUCACCAAUCUGUCGGUAACAACAGAGAGUCCAGCAAUAAUCGGUGACUGGUGUGCAUAGCGGAGGUUGCAGCAUUAUUUUGCACAACUUGCUCUUUGUUUCAUGAAGGAAGUUUUUAUUUUUCCACCGAUUAUUGCCAGUCAGCAGGAUGGCAUGAAAAGGGUCCAUAGCACUAGCAACAAUAGCAUUAUAAUAUAUUACAGGGUAAAUGGGCAUGAAGACUAUAUAUAGCUAAAAGAGAUAUUGUUUAUAUAUUGUUUUAAUUAAUAUAAAAUGUAGUUACUGGUGUAGCUUUUCCUGUUGAAUUGAUAAGGCACUUUCAUUUUGCACCUUUUUCUUUAAAUUAAAUGCUAGCGUGUUCACUGUCGUGUCGCAUGUGCACCAGAAACACAAGUUUAACUGAGAAGGCUUGGAAGGUACGUCAGGAGGUAUUUAUGCUGCUGUUUACAAAUUACUUUUAAAAGACUGGCUGGUCAUAUCUAGAAAUCACGAUGUGGAUUAUUAUUUUUUUUUUUACACGUGAAUUCGGAAUUAGAACUCUACCUAAAUUAUACUUUGCUUCGUGGUAAGUUUAAGGAUAGAUGUGUUUAUGCUUCAUACAAAGUUGAAUGAUCGAUUGGUGCUAUGGACUUACACCAUCACGCACAUUAUUUUUAAAAAAGCUUUUUUAAAUGCCACCUCAUGGAGGCAGGGGAGAGAGGGGAGGCUCAUUUUACACAAUUCUAUAGUUAUAUGGAGUCCAUCUCAACUUGGAACUCUUAAUGCUUUGAGAACAAAUCAGUAACCCAAAUAUUUAUUGGAAUUCAGCUUUUAUUAUAAGAAGGACCCAAAGAUUAUAUCUGGAGCAAAUACACACUCCCCAUGUGAGGACAUGAAGCAUUUACUUUGUGAAUGAUUAUGUUCUUGGUAUAAUCUAGGAACCCUAAGAGGAUAUCUCAGAGUAAACUAGUUCUAGACUAGCUGCCUCUAGAUGCUAUAAUUCUAGAAUAUUGCUCUCCAUAGCUCACAGACCCUGGAUAGAGGGGUGAUAGAGGCAUGCAAUGCAGAACCAGUUUCUCUUACUUAAAUAUGAAAUAUUUUAAGCAUUCAAAGUGAAGUUGAUGUUAAGCUGCAAACAUUUACUCUUGUAUUUAUCUUCACUAGAAAACUGUGGACUGUAAUUUAUUUUAUUAAAUAUUUAGAAGAUUGCUUGGCUUUUGUGUUCAGGUGAGAAAUAUUGAAUGUUCUUGUUUAAUUUCAUGUUUUGGGGUUUUUUUUAUUUUAAUAAUUCCCAGGGGGGAAGGGAAAAUGAACAGUCUGAUAUACAGGUGUGCAUAUUUGAAAAAUAAGUGCCCUUUGGAAAUGUAGGCAUUUAGAAGAUGAUUUUAGUCACCCUGGGGGUAGGAUUCAAACUUGUGGUCUGACCUCAAAGACCACGUUUGUACAGAAAAGGAAAUAUCUUCCCAUAGCAUAAAGGUGGGAGUGUCCAGGCAGCCCUUUAUAGCAGAGAAAGUGUCUCUACCACCCGGGUCCCUCCUGAAUCCUGAUGUCACGUGGAUAACAGCAUGGGCUUCCCAGAGCCCGAUACUCUGGCUUUAACUCCACUGAUUUUCUGACUUGUUUCCUGAGGGAUUUGGAGAAGAGGAAGGGAUUAUUCACACAAAAGUGUGUAUGAAGCCUAAAUAACAUCUUAAAUUUUUUUUUCAAAAAUAUAGUAAGGGUUUAACCAUAAAUAGAAGACGAAAGUAAUAUUUACUUAAAUUUCUUACAAGUAUAUAAAACUUUAUGUGAGUGUUUAUACAGAGAGGUUAACUAUCAGCAUAUAGUAUUUAUAUUUGGGCAAGAAGGGUUAAAUCAAAAUUUUAAUUUAAAUAAGCAUAGUUCCUGUGAGGAUCAAUAGUAUUUAUACUCUGAAAAGAGUACCACGUUUAGUUCAGUUAUUUAUUUGUCCAUCUUUUUUCCUAUUAUUUCUCUUGUGGGGGAAAAUGGUAUGGUAUUGUUUUUUGGGGUGGUUUUUUUUUUUGGUUUGUUUUUUGUUUUUUGUCAUUCUGAUUCACUAAAUUUGGGGGUGGUUUGAUUAAAGUAUAUUAACUUCUUUUUAACCAAAGCUUUCUGAAUAUGACCAGCCUCAGGUGCUAGCGCAUUAAAGAGCAACUAAACCUAAUUCCAGUGUCCACUUGUGAAAUGAAAAGAGCUAAUUGAACUUCUCUAAGGGUGAGAGAGAGCAUAAUGUUGAGCUUAAAAGAAAUUCCUUUUCCCAGAAGGGAUUUUGCAUGUACCAAAUGCAAAAAAAAAAAAAAAAAAAAAAUGCUUAAUCUCAAUAGUAGUCCCACCAUGGUGACAUUGCUUUUAGAGUAAACCAAGAUACAUUGACAUGAUGCUGCUACCAGAUCUUUCUGAAAGAAAAGCAAGGUGAGGAUUUUAAGAGCAAAGUACAUUGACAGUGUAGGGACAGAGCAGGAGAGGUGUGCUCGGUGAACAGAGGGAACAACUAUUAUUUGGAUAAAAGUUGGGAUCUGAAGUUAAACAAUAAAUUCAGUUUUAAAAAGUGAAGUUCAGAAAAGGAUGUGAAAAACUUUGCAUUUUUAUUUUCUUUCUUACUAUAGAAACACCUGUGUGAUGACACAAAAUACUUGGUGAUACAGAACAAUUAUUCUUAAGAGUGCUUAUAAACUAAAGUUUCCUAAACUAAAAUAUCCAGUAGUCUUUGAAAGAUUGGAAUCACAUCAUUGUUAUCCCAGCUGCUAUGUCUUGUAUACAGUUUUUCAUAUAAGGUACGUAAGGCUUUUGUACAAAGCCCGAAUACCUUUGGUUACAAUGGUGUCAAAUGAUCGCAUUAUACUCUGGAGAACCUGGCCUUGGUCACAAUGAAAACAAAAGUGCAGAUGAAAGUGCUUUUUUGGACAGUUUGCAAAUUGUGUUAAAGCUAUGGAUUUUUUUUUUUAAGUGUUCAGCAUCCUAAUUUGCGUUAAAGCUAUGGAUUUAAAAAAAAAAAGUCUUCAGCAUCCUAAUUCACCCUUCCUAAUUUAAGGAAAAUAUGACUUAUGGCACUGCUUCUAAGUUUGGUUGUUCUUUAUAGUGUGGAUACCCGGAUCUCUGUGAGCGUAUGGGGGUGGGCUGAGGGCCAGGGAGGAGGGAGUAUGUGUGGGUGGGUGUGUAUGCAGGUGUGGGUGUGGUUUUCGUGUGUAUGAUGUGCGUGUGUCGGACCGCUUCUAGGCUACUAAGUGUCAAUGGAAAAGAAAAUGUAUUCAAAAUACUUAAAUCAAAACUAGAAGAUGGGGGAAAAAAUGACUUAUUCUAUACAAAGCCUUGUCUGGACCACUUUAGAGAGACUUCUAUUUUUUUAACCCUUCUAUAAAUAUUUGAUGGCACUUGAAAUAUUCCUGCAAUAAAAUGUGAUUUGUGUAAAGAAAAAAAAAAGAUUUUGUAAUGUGAAACAAAGAAAGAAAGUAAUGUAAUUUUCUAAAAAAAAAAAUACAAACAAACAAACUUUGUAUUAUUUUCUUGAUGGAAUUUGUCUAUCUGUCUUUGGGAAACUUUUUAUUUCAUUGAAUGUGCCAUAGUAGAAAUACGUGUUUUUAGUUUUAGACUAAGGAAUAGCUGUUUGUGUUCCGACAUUCCAAAAUGCAAAACAACCUAGUGGAAUCUUGAAUGAAAAGGUUUAAGUAGGAUGUAAGCUUCUCUCAUUGUUGCUUUUUUGCACAUGUUCUCCAUUCCUCUCUAGUGCAAUAUGUACAUAGAGCACUUGCGGGUGUACCUUGAUCCCUCAGGGAAAAAAUACAUAUUUGUACAGUUUUGGUUUGUUUUGGGUUUUUUUUUUUUUUUGGUUGGUUUUUUUUGUUUUGUUUUCGGGUUUUUUUUUUGUUUUGUUUUGUUUUGGUAUGGUUUGGGUUUUUUUGCCUUUUGUUUUUGGCUAAGGAAUGUCGAUUGAAUCACUUGUUAUUGUUGAGGGGCAGCCAGAUAAUAAUCCUAAAGCCACUGUUUUCAAACAUUGAUUGUUUAAAUCACGUGUCCUUCCAGUGCUAUUAUUUUAAGGUAAUAAUAAUAAAAAAAGUUAUUUUCUGACAGUUCUUUGUGCUGAUUGGUGGAAAAAAAAAGGGUAAAUAAGCACCUUAUGAUUGACUUAACUGUGAAUGACAAUCCAUCUUGAUAUCAACAAUAGAAACCCUAUCACUUUGGAGUUGGGGUUAAGAGUCAGAAACAAUGUGCUCAGGGAUCUCCUAAAACUCUUCAAACAGGGUGGCCAGUACUACUGGGACAAAUUGUGUUUUUUAUUAUUAAUAAUAGUGAUAAUAAUGCUAUCCCUCAAGGCACAAGUGAACUGUGUAGGACUGCGUGUGCGUGCAUGUAAACUCUUCACUAUCGUCUUGUUUUGUUGAGUUCAAAAUGUAUGUGUUCUUCAGUCUUGUGUGGUUAAAAACAUGGAAUAACUUCCAAAGCAGUACUUCACAAGAUACAUUAAUAGGCGAUAUACCAACAGGGAGUAUCACUUCAAGUGCAUUUCCACAUACUCCAUUUACCUUUCUCUAAUAAUUAAACCAUCCAUGAUAAAUAUAUUCAUAGCAUUAUAUAUUAGGAACUAUUUCAAAUUCUACAUGGUGUGCAAAAAAUUGUUGAAACCACUCAUGAGAUGAGAGCCUGCUUAUUGGUGCAGUGAAACAGCUGAAAGUUUGAACAAGUCUUUUCAAAUGCUAGCAAAUAACUUAUUUUAAUUGUGUUCUCCAGAAGGAAACCAAAAAAUCCCUCUAUGUAACACCAUUCUUUUACUUCCACAUUUAUAGUUUUCAUCCGUUGAAUUAAUACAAGAGCUAAUGUUUAAAGACAAUAUAACAGCACCACAAGCCAGCUUUUAGGUUACGUUGGACAUUUUUGAACUGGAGCGUCGCUCUUAUGUUUCCUUGUAUUACUUUUCAUAAGGUCAGUGAACCUCAGUAUACUGUUGGCUUUGAUUCUUCCAUACCUGGAAUACACAUUCAGAAGAAGUUUUACAUAUUUUCUUACUCCCAUAGCAGAGUAUAAUUUGGGAAAACUUUCCAUGUUGUUUAGAUGAAAAAGAAACUUUGACCUUGUUGGUUUUGAUAUUAAAGACUAUGGAACAUGGCAGAAAUCUCUGUCUCUCCCUGUCUCUCUCUCUUACUCUCUCUGCCUAUAUAUAUGUAUACACACACACAUACAUAUAGGUAUAUAUUCAUACACAUAUACAUAUAUACAUACAUAUGCAUAUAUAUAAACACACACAGGUUAUUGACGUUUUCACAUACUGUAUCAUGUGAUUGCCACUUCUUACUUAUAAAGAUAUGAUACAACAGAACCCUAUGAGAACAACUUUAUACUAUGGAUCAGAUUAACAAAUGUAAUUGCAAUAGUAAGUCUUGAUCUGUUGCUAAUGUCUGUAAUACAAGUCUUCGUUCUAUCUCUAAACACUAGUAUUAUUAAAGAGGUGCCACCAGAUUUGAUUUUUGAUUAAAGAGGCCUUCCCAUUAUUGUUUAUUCUUAAGGUAUGAGAAGGCGGCAGAUUUGUAAAUGUCUUUACAUAGCAAUCAGUUUCACUUCUGGGUCUGUUGCUUGUUUGUGUGAGAUCAGUUUUGUCAGGCUUUCAGAAUAAUUUUAUAAAAUAAUCCAGAAGCCUGGCUUUAUACCAAGGAAACAUCACAGAUAGAGGGAUCUCCGUGUUUAACCAGACCCUCAGAUCUUAGAGCAAUAAAUACAUUCAUUCAGUCAUUUACUUAUUUACAAAUGAAUGACAGAAUAUUCAGUCCAAAUAGAGAUGUUUUUUCAGCAAUGCAACAUAAAAUGGAGUCUUGUGUUGAGAAGCUGAACAUUAAUAUUUUAAAUAGAUGCCUAUAGAAUCUGUGUUUGCUGUUUACAUUUAGUGUGUUUGCCACAUUUCCUUUUACUUCUUUCCUUCUAAGGACUAAUGAAAGACAGCUUGCUACUAGCAUUGACACACUGCACACGCCAUUAUGUUGUUCUCUAAUAGCAACUAAACUCUCUCCAAUGUCUGUGUGUUUCCUUUUCACUCAUUAUGACUGUAAUGUGGAUGAAUACCAUUUCUAGGAACUUGGUUAUUAUUAAACAGAUUGCAUAUGUAAAUGCAGAUAAUUCUUGAGCAAUAUAGUGAAUAUGAUUUCACACACAAAAAAUCCAUAUGUACUGUACACAUCUUCCUGAAUCCGAAAUUCUCUUCUUAUCCACAAUGGUUUGAAAUCUCAUAUAAAACAGUGGUAAAUUUUAAACGUUAGGACAUUAGCUGGCUGCUUCUUUAAAUGUACCUGUAUUGUCUGCCUGCUCCUUUUGUGGAGAUGUGUUUUUGUAUUGGAUGUUUGGGCCAAUGGGAGGCUUCAAGCUACAACAUAUUUUCCCAGUUUAAAUAUAUUUAACAUAUGACAAACCCCAGACAAGGCUUUUAAUAUGUAUAAAGAACUGCAGUGUUAGGUGGUUUAUUUGCAAACCGUUUUCAAUGUUGUCCAUUUUUAUGGCACCUUUAACGAUAUUCUUGUUUCCAAAGUACAAAAAAAAAAAAUAGGUUAAAUAAUCUAGCCAUAACUGAAUGUCAAGCAAUAAAACAAAUGACUUUUGUGCAUAGACUUAAAAAAAUACAAAUUUUAGACAUCUGCAUGUAAAUGCAAUCUCUUGUUUACUGCUUUCUUCAACUUGAGCAAUUGAUUCCUUAUUUACUAUUAACUUAAGAACUUGUAAUGGCCUGUAAACAUUUUCUCUCUUACUCUUCUUUCAAAUUUACCUUUGUCCCUGCUUUUAAGUCAUAAUAUUUAAUGUUGUUCUGCACAUCUCUAUACAGUUAACUUUUUGGCUUUCAUUCUGUAUAGAUAAGAAAAUGUUAUAUUAUAAACAGCCUACUCAGUGCAAAUAUUUAUCUGUUUAUCAAAUCCACAAUAUGCUGUAUAAUACUGGUUUUACUAUAUAAUCUAUUUUAGACAUAGCUGUUUAGAACUAGAGUGUGCUAUUUUUGUGUUUUUCUGAUGUGUGGUGCUAGAUAAGUUACUUUUGUGAACAACAAAAAAAAUCCCUUUUAUUCCUAGACAAUACCACCUUUGGGUCUUGUUAAUUUCACUGAGUAUAACUAUAUAUUUGUAUAUAUAUACAUAUAUAUAUAUAUAUCUACCUGUUCCCACUGGCAGCUGUAUCAGAGUGCUGGAUUUGGGACAUGCUUUUCUCUUUAAAUACAUAAUAUCAUUAUAUAAAUUAUUCUAGAGUGUAUUUAAUUAGGAUAAAAUUACUUCCUUAGUAUGGAUAUUUGACAUCUAUAGGGUGAAUCUGUUUAUAAAUAUGGAUAUAUGAAAAUUUAUUAGCAUUUACUUUAUGUUUGCUACUUGGCUUUAUACCGUAUCUCCUGAGAUGAGAAAUAAUUUGCCAGGCCUUCAAGAUCCUAAAAAACACUCUGGUUUAAUGGAGUAAUACUUUUGUUUUUUCUUACUAAGGAAUUGUAUUAUUGGCACCUGACAGAGUUGUGUACUUAACUCCUAUUAUAGAUGAUAGGCAUUUAUAUAAAAUAUCCUUGGUGGCUUGAUGGCAGAAACUUUCCCCUCCUACCUGAGCCAUGGGAAGCAUAGAGAUGUCCACUAUCAUGGCAGAACAUGGGCCAUAAAGCAAAUUUGACAAGAGAUGUUCUGUUUUAAUAUGACCUCAACCAGUUCCAUGAACUGAGUGAAAGACCUUCACUUUAAAACUCUUUCACCUGUUCUCCCAAGACCUAUUGGCAUUCUUACAAAUCAAAGUAUAUCAAAUAUCUGACUAAGGAUGUAGUUAACCUUAUUAAAUAUUGAUUAGAAUUGUUCUGUAAUAUUACUGAAUUUGUAAGAUCUUUAGCAAAGAUUUUUGAGCAAUUUAUAAAUAUAGAGCAAAUGUUUCUGUUUACUGCACUUUUUGUAAUUGAAGGUAAUAAAUUCUCAAGCCAUGGUUAUUGGCUUCCGUGCACUGCAUAUUUACCCACAAUUCUAGACAUUUUCCAUUUUUAUGGAAGAGUUGCUGUUACCUUAAUUAUAAAUGCAAUCAUGUGGUUAAUGAGAGCGAAUGCUAAGAGUUAACCUUUUAAAGUGAAUUGGCUACAGUUUAGGGAGAAAUCUCUUUUAAAUACAAAUCACGUCAUUCCUUAUUGCUUCACGUAGAGAUUGAAACCUGUUUUUGUUUUGUUUUGUUUUGUUUUGUUUUGUUUUGUUUUGUUUUGUUUCUCAGCACCAUUUAGCAUCCUAAACUUCCUGAGGGUAGAGAUUGUAUCUCUUCGUGUCUACACAAUGGCCAGCACACGUCAGCAUUUGAUAACUGUUAAAUGACAAGUGUGCCCAAAUUAAAACUUUUUCCUGGGAUUUUUUUUUUUUUUUGGUAAAUUUAUAAAGUAUGUCAAGCCUUAUGGUUAACACUUUCUUGUACAACCAAGUAAUAAAGCCACAUUUAAAAAGACCACAUGAAAUGCUGAUUCUAAUUGUGUGUAGGUCUUAAGGAUUAAGCACACAAAUGUCACAAAACUCUGUGAGUAACAAACUCAGCCUUCUGUAAAUAUACAUGCAAGUUUGGAAACAGUAAUACUGUACCUAUAAAUAUAUGCUGUCUGUUUUGUGUACAGUAUGUAAAAACUCCUUUUCUGCCACACUAAAAAUGCAAGCCAUUUACGGGAAUCCUAAAAACAGUAUUGUACUAAAACUUUGCUAAUGAUCUUUAUUAGAGGAUCAUCCAACUUUUCACUUACAUUGGGUUUUCUUUUCAAUUCACUCUUAUGGUAGUCUGCUUAUUUCCAGCUGUUUGUUAUUUUAUUGAGUCCUCAAUUUAAAAAAAAAAUAUUUUGAUUCAUUUUGUAAAUACAAGCUGUAAAAAAAAAAAGAGAGAUUUAAUGUUGUCUUUUAAAUACUCCGAUUUUCAUUCUAAUAUGAAUGUUGUUAUAUUGUACUUAGAAACUGUACCUUUAAUAUUACAUUACCUUUAUUAAAAGUGCAUUGAACACAUCAAUUUUAGAUGUGCUUUAUGUACUGUUAUCCUAUAAUAAAACUUCAGCUUCUAAUGGAA
Messenger RNA from Neofelis nebulosa (Clouded leopard), 11001 nucleotides. It is a transcript of the gene RORA, whose product is annotated as RAR related orphan receptor A. Lineage: Eukaryota; Metazoa; Chordata; Mammalia; Carnivora; Felidae. The record is from RefSeq and is a predicted model, not a curated record. Gene Ontology annotation, cellular component: nucleus. Gene Ontology annotation, molecular function: zinc ion binding; nuclear receptor activity; RNA polymerase II cis-regulatory region sequence-specific DNA binding. Gene Ontology annotation, biological process: regulation of transcription by RNA polymerase II; negative regulation of inflammatory response. The transcript has 11 exons. Bases 198 to 1661 code for a protein of 487 amino acids.